AAUAAUGCGAAAUUCCCGAUUUUCUCCCUUUCUCCCCCGUAUCUUAGUUUUCUAGAUAGAGAGUUUGCGAAUUCCAUAUUCUAGAGAGAGAGAGAGAAGGGGACGAAAAUCAUCGUCAUCAUCAGCAUCGAUCUAGUGCUUCUUCAAUUGGCGAAAUCCAUGAACGAAGCCGAAUGAUGGAAUGUGAAUUGAAGUGUAUGGUUUUGGUGAUGACGCGAUCUUCUAUUCUGUGAUUGAGAUUUGGAAGCUCGGAUUCAUUUUGCGGCCCUUUUCCUCGGAUUAAUCUUCGGAAAAAAAUGAACGGUGGUGAUGACGCCGCCGUCACCGCUGGGAGCGGCCCUCCUACGUCUUUGGAGUGGAGAUUCUCUCAGGUCUUCGGCGAGCGAACCGCCGGAGAAGAAGUUCAGGAAGUUGAUAUAAUUUCAGCCAUUGAAUUUGAUAAAAGUGGAGACCAUCUUGCAACUGGUGAUCGUGGGGGUCGAGUGGUUCUGUUUGAGAGGACAGACACGAAAGAUCAUGGAGGAACCAGGAGGGAUCUUGAGAGAGCCGAUUACGCCAUUAGACAUCCUGAGUUUCGAUAUAAAACAGAAUUCCAGAGUCAUGAGCCCGAGUUCGACUAUCUCAAGAGUUUGGAGAUAGAAGAGAAAAUAAACAAAAUCAGAUGGUGUCAGCCAACAAAUGGCUCAUUGUUUCUUAUUUCCACAAAUGAUAAGACCAUAAAAUUCUGGAAGGUACAAGAGAAGAAGAUCAAGAAAGUUUGUGAUAUGAAUGUCGAUCCAUCCAAGGCUGUAGGAAAUGGUAGUCUAGCAAGUUCAAGUAAAUCAAGUAGCCCAAGUCAGUUUGUUGCUAAUGGACUAUAUGCAGAUGGAGCGCAUAAUGACUUUUCUUUCCCGCCAGGAGGAAUUCCGUCUCUGCGUUUGCCUGUGGUAGUAACUAGCCAGGAAACCAGCCUUGUGGCCAGAUGCCGGAGAGUUUAUGCUCAUGCUCAUGAUUAUCAUAUCAAUUCGAUCUCAAAUAGCAGUGAUGGAGAAACAUUUAUUUCGGCGGAUGAUCUGCGAAUAAAUCUAUGGCAUUUGGAAAUCAGUAACCAGAGCUUCAAUAUCGUUGAUGUUAAGCCUGCAAACAUGGAGGACCUGACUGAGGUUAUUACGUCAGCCGAGUUUCAUCCUAUCCAUUGUAAUAUGCUCGCGUAUAGCAGUUCAAAAGGAUCCAUCCGUCUGAUUGAUCUGCGGCAAUCAGCUUUAUGUGAUACUCAUUCCAAAUUAUUUGAAGAACCAGAAGUACCUGGUUCAAGAUCAUUUUUCACGGAGAUAAUUGCCUCUAUCUCUGAUAUUAAAUUCUCAAGGGACGGACGAUACAUACUUAGUCGCGAUUACAUGACCCUCAAGCUGUGGGACAUAAAUAUGGAUUCUGGUCCAGUUGCAACCUACCAGGUUCACGAGCACUUGAGGCCAAAGCUCUGCGAUUUAUAUGAGAAUGACUCAAUUUUUGAUAAAUUCGAGUGUUGUCUAAGUGGCGAGGGAUUGCGGGUAGCCACCGGGUCUUACAGCAAUCUAUUCCGCGUAUUUGGAGUUGCUCCGGGAAGUACUGAAGCCACAACUUUGGAAGCUAGCAAAAACCCGAUGAGGAGGCAAGUUCAAACGCCUUCGAGGCCUUCUCGAUCCCUCAGCAGUAUAACACGUGUGGUCAGACGGGGAUCGGAGAGCCCAGGGUCGGAUUCAAACAGCAAUUCAUUAGAUUUCACGACCAAGUUACUGCAUCUGGCAUGGCACCCGACAGAGAAUUCGAUCGCCUGUGCCGCUGCAAACAGCUUGUACAUGUACUACGCAUGAAGAGAAGAAGAAGAAGAAGAAGAAUGGUUCAGGGGAAAAAAAAAGGAACGGGUUGCUCUGCUUCAUUAACAUCCGUUUUCAUCUUUCAUUAAUUCAGGUUACUCUCCUUCACUCUCGUUUUUUACCCCAAAAAAAAAAGGAGCUACACAUUUCUUGCAGCAAACGAAGUAUGGUAACCUCUUUCUAAGUCUUGUAACCAGAAGAUGUAGUAACUGAAGUUGUGCCGGUGACGAGAGAAGCCAUGAUUGUCUGAACCGACCAUCCCAUGGAUCUUUCGAACUGGUGAGGCAAAGAUUCAUCGGCUCCCCUUCUCUCUUUUUUUCCCCUUCCUAUCUAUUACCCGUUUUCGAAAUUGUUUUUUUUUUUUUGGGCCGCUUUUUUCCUUUUUUUGUUCGGUUUUGAUAAAUAUCUUCGAGAAUUAGAAGAUGAUAUGUCUCGGUUUGGGAAGAAGAAUUAUUGUAGUUAAAUUCCUUCAACAACAAGAACAACAAAAGACCUGUUUUUUUUUUUUUUACACAAGGUAAUGUCUGAUGAUGAUAUGGGAUUUCCGUCUCAAAUAUUGUUAUUUCUCUCUUUUGCAAUGUUAAAAAAAAUGUUGGAUUU
Messenger RNA from Tarenaya hassleriana, 2435 nucleotides. RefSeq names its product serine/threonine protein phosphatase 2A 55 kDa regulatory subunit B beta isoform-like. The transcript has 14 exons. Gene Ontology annotation, biological process: peptidyl-serine dephosphorylation. NCBI's taxonomy places the organism in Eukaryota, Viridiplantae, Streptophyta, Magnoliopsida, Brassicales, Cleomaceae. The coding region runs from base 297 to 1832 and encodes 511 amino acids. The record is from RefSeq and is a predicted model, not a curated record. Gene Ontology annotation, molecular function: protein binding; protein phosphatase regulator activity. Gene Ontology annotation, cellular component: protein phosphatase type 2A complex; cytosol.